This is a messenger RNA of Drosophila ananassae, 528 nucleotides long. RefSeq lists its product as uncharacterized. The coding region runs from base 1 to 528 and encodes 175 amino acids. The record is from RefSeq and is a predicted model, not a curated record. The transcript has 2 exons. NCBI's taxonomy places the organism in Eukaryota, Metazoa, Arthropoda, Insecta, Diptera, Drosophilidae.
AUGUCAAAGAAAGGUCUUAUUCUAGUUCUUGCACUUAUCAGGCUGUCAGAGCCUAAUUCGAUUAGUCUGGAUCGCGUUAAGUGCGACAAAAACCCUCGAUACUUCAGGGUCCUUAAUGUCUCGCUUGUCAAUAACACCAUCUCAGCGGAUGUGGACUUGCUGCAGACCUUGAAGACGGGGUUUAGGGGCCACAUAGAUGUGCAGCUACGCCUGAGUAAUGCCAAGAAGUUUCAAAGCCUAGUUCAGACCGAUACCGAUUAUUGUGAUCUGCUCUCGACCCUGAAGGACUCCCUCUUUCGGCGAUGGAUCAAGAGCGUGUCGAAGCAUAGCAACUUCAUGGAGAACUGCCCGGUCCCUGCCAGUCACUACGUCCUCAAGAACUGGCACAUCGACAUGGGUCUGGUGCCCUCGUAUCUCCUGAGCGGCGAUUACCGCCUGAAGGCUCAGGUCUACUACGGAAAGUACCACUCCAAAAAGCAAUUGGUCCUCGUCGAUUGCAUCGUCGAAGCCACAAUGCGCAAUAAAUAA